Fusarium vanettenii 77-13-4 is the source of this 630-nucleotide messenger RNA. RefSeq lists its product as uncharacterized. The transcript has 2 exons. The coding region runs from base 1 to 630 and encodes 209 amino acids. The record is from RefSeq and is a predicted model, not a curated record. Lineage: Eukaryota; Fungi; Ascomycota; Sordariomycetes; Hypocreales; Nectriaceae.
AUGGCAACCAAAAAGAAAACAUAUCCCUCUGAACCCGUGCCAACAGAUUACGUUUCCUGGUCCAGCAAAGACAAGCUCCAAUGGCUAGACAGCCAGGGGUAUGCCCAUGAUCCUACCAUCAACCUUGGGGAUUGCUACCGCUCCGGCGCCAAGGUGACGCAAAUCUUCACGGUCAUCACGAAAUUACUACAACAAGUGUACGCAUCAUUUCGUGGAAAGACCAACCAAACUAUCUGGAAGGCCUUGUCGACCUUUUUGAAUGCAUACAACAAGAGCAUCACCCAUCUCUCCAACGACGUUUACUCUAGUGUCGCCUCGCUCCUUACCACGGGCCAGUUCAACAAUGAGAGCAACCUCAUUGAGCCCGUCUCCAUUUCUGACUUGCCAAUCGAAAAUGAAGACGGCACGUCCAACAUGGUGACCACGAUUCGUGAUUUUAAAGAGAAAAUUUGGCCCUAUUUUCUUACCGUGCUCGAAUUGCUCCAGGACAAGUGGACGUGGCUCUCCAAGGUCAACCCAAUCAUGAACGUGUCGUACAACAAUCUCAUCAAGGCAAUGGUUGAUGCAGGAGAGACCUUCUUCCUGGAGUACCAGAAAGAGCAAGAUAAAUCUCCGUGGGCUAAAGGUUGA